Messenger RNA from Rhizoctonia solani, 1704 nucleotides. RefSeq names its product carbohydrate esterase family 10 protein. The record is from RefSeq and is a predicted model, not a curated record. Lineage: Eukaryota; Fungi; Basidiomycota; Agaricomycetes; Cantharellales; Ceratobasidiaceae. Bases 1 to 1704 code for a protein of 567 amino acids. The transcript has 14 exons.
AUGAAGCACCUCGAGGCAGGUGUCCCCGUCACUAAGCACACCAAAAAGCGUGUUUCCUGGGCAAUAACCCUCGCCCUUGCUGCUACAUGCGCUUUCUUCUACCGCACCGUGACUUGUCAUUCCCGCACGUCAGCGUCCCUAUAUUUCGGCAGCCGCCCUCAGGUCCGCAUCUCGGGAAUAACCCACGUUGGCUACUAUGAUCGGGCUCAUAGGCAAACCAAGUACCUCGGCAUACCUUAUGCGCAGCCUCCAACUGGAGAGCGCCGCUUCCGCCCGCCUCUUCCUAUUUCCGUACCGCACAAUCUCAGCCACGCUGUCAUCCAAGCCAACUCAUUCGGUCCUUCGUGUCCGCAAAGCACUCCCGUUCCGUAUCCCAUCUCCGAAGAUUGUUUGACGUUGAACGUCUGGGUUCCGGACGUUCCUGCACCUGUCACGCGCUCUUUGGGGGAAGAAAUAGCAAAAGGAUUGCCGGUGCUAGUGUGGAUAUAUGGGGGUGCAUUCAUUAACGGGUCCACCCAAAAGUACCCGGCAGACGCUCUGGUCGAGGCUGCGAUCGAUCUCAAAAAACCGGUCAUAGUGGCCAGUAUGAACUAUCGUCUUGGAAUAUUUGGCUUCCCUGUCGGUGCUGAACCAUCAGCUUCUGGUGCACAUAACCUUGGCCUGCUAGACCAGCGUCUAGCGCUCGAAUGGAUUCAUAAGAAUAUUGCACUCUUUGGCGGCGACCCCGAAAAGAUUACAAUCUUUGGUGAAUCAGCCGGGUCAGUCAGCGUCGGUGCCCAGAUGUCAUACCAGCGCGGGAAUACGGGCGGAAUCUUCCGAGCUGCAAUCAUGCAAAGCGGUACGCCUUCCACCAUGUCUACUUCAAUCCUGUCCUCUCGGACCCGACAAACGACGUAUGACCGCAUUGCACAAUACUUGGGGUGUCCUGUAUCGGGUGAGGCUGGGUGGCGCGAGAGCUUUAGUUGUGUCCAGAGCGCGAAUACAAAUGAUCUUCAACGCGCAGAGUGGAAAGUCCUUGAAAUCCCGGAUAAACUCAAGGCGACCGAUCCAGCCCCGAUUGCAUUUGCACCCAGUAUCUAUCCGAACGAUCCUUUCUUCUUUGACGGUCCGGAUAGGAUAGCGGAAAGGCACCAGUUUGCGAAUGUCCCGCUGAUUAUUGGUGGUACACUCGACGAAGGGACUGAUUUUGUCCCUUCGUUGGAGGAUACAGGCGCCCUUAGAUCGUACUUUACAACUACCCAACCAGGGCUCACAUUCGGAGUCGAGACUCCCGCCGCUCGCAAAGCGUUUGAUACAUUUGUGAGUAUGUACCCAGACGACCCUGCCGCCGGUUCCCCAUUUGGAACGGGAAACGAAACAUGGGGCAAGGGAAGGGGGACCAAGAGGGGCGCUGCGAUUUUUGGAGAUUGGUUAUUCGAGGCUCCGAGAAGGAAGUUUACGAGGGAGGCUGUCAAGGCUGGUUCACCAGUUUGGUCCUACCAGUAUGCACAACCAGGAUACUGGGCUCCCGAGUUUGGUGUCGGCCACUUUGCAGAUGUACAAAUGAUCUUCAGGUGGUUCGACACACACUCUGACCCAGAGAUGAUCCGACUUUCAGACACCAUUUUGAGUUUCUGGUUGAACUUUGUGUAUUAUUUGGAUCCGAGCCCGCGAGGUAGUCGGUUAUGGCUCGGAGGCGCUGUCGCUCCAGCUGAAGAUCCAUAA